CGCUUUGGUCACGAUGGGCAGCCCCAUUAAAUGGGAAAAAAUCGUUCAGGAAACAAACAAAGCGACCCUUGACUGUCAACUUCCCUGAGAAAAAACACACAGCACAGCGAGACCCUUGUAGGCUUUCGAGGAACCAUGGUGUGCGUGCCCUGCUUCAUCAUUCCACUGCUCCUUUACAUCUGGCACAAGUUCGUCCAGCCGAUCCUGCUGCGCUACUGGAACCCCUGGGAGAAGAAGGACGCCGAGGGCAACGUGAUCAAGAAGGGGCCCGAGUUCCCCUUCGAGUGCAAGGGCGGCGUGUGUCCCUUUGUGCCGGGUGCCGCCAAGAGGGAAGGCACUGCAGAAGGAGGACCCAAGGACCCGGACACCCCGCACUUGGCACCUGCAGCCGGCUCAACGGCGCCAGUGGACGAAGCGCAGAAGGCCAAGAAGGACAUUUAGUCGGAGCCCUCCACGAACUAUGCCCAACCUGCCCACGGAAUCCGCAUCUCCGCUUGCCGGCGAGAAAAGCGCACACAACGACACCACCAGGUCGACGUCGUCGUGCUGCGUGGGCGGUUGUUGGAUGGGGGCGUGGCCCCGAGGAGCACCUAGAACACUCGACAACUUAGCAUAAAUUAAACGUACACCCCGACCAUACGAA
Drosophila ficusphila is the source of this 643-nucleotide messenger RNA. Its product is annotated as UPF0729 protein GD16342. Lineage: Eukaryota; Metazoa; Arthropoda; Insecta; Diptera; Drosophilidae. Bases 136 to 441 code for a protein of 101 amino acids. The transcript has 2 exons. The record is from RefSeq and is a predicted model, not a curated record.